Molecule: messenger RNA, 769 nt
Organism: Drosophila teissieri
Lineage: Eukaryota; Metazoa; Arthropoda; Insecta; Diptera; Drosophilidae
Source: RefSeq, a predicted model, not a curated record
UCUUGAUUAUCAAUUAUGGCAGAAAAAAAGAGAUCGAACGAAGGACAGUACUUCCUUCAAUUGAAAAACUUUAUCGAUUUGAACCAGAACGAAGCCGAUCGUGUGGAUUUCGACUGUAAGCCAACCAAAAAAAAGAUACAUUUUCAGGAGGGACAAAGAUCUAAGAUAACAUCAUCGGAAAUUAAACGCAAAAUGUCGAAAGCGUGUGAAGAUUUUAAAAGAGCAUUUAAAAUUGCCGAUAAACCACAGAAGCAAAUGCCAAGGAAUCUUGAAAGAAAAAAUAUUUUAGGAAAAAAAUCUGAUAAAGUCUCGCAGGCAGGAACUUCCGAAAAGCAGGAUAAAUCCCUAACCAUAACUAUCAAUAAAGGAACACAACGUCGUCUGCGAACUGCUCUGAAAUUGCUAGAUCUUUUCGAGGGCAAAUAUAGCAGUGAUAGCGAAAGUUCGAUGGAUUCCGAGUCUUUACAUGGUUCAGUCAAAAGAAGUACUCGACGAUUGCAAGCUAUGCAGGAUCUCUCACCCAGAGAUUUUCUUGGUCUUUGCAGGGACUGCCGAACACGGUGCAGAGGUUGUGGAAGACGUCCUUCGGCAGUCCUUAUGGCAAAACGUAGACGAUGUUAAAAAGGAAAGUGGAGAAUGAGAUGUGUCACAAAAACAAAGAUAAAACCGUAGAUGUAAGGUCCCUGAGUUUGUUUUCCCUAAUAUGUUUUUAACAAAUAGAUUCCUUUUUCUUACUAAGAAUCUGAUUUUCACAAAUAUAUAAUUUCUG